AUGUGUCAGUUCUUAGGUCGUCAGGAUUGCAUGGAAAGUCUCCAAAAAGAUCUCGCCGACCUUCAAUGUGCAAUUGCGGACGUCUUUUCCACAACUGGCCCUGUGCGUGUUUUCUCGUGGAAAUUCCCGGACAAACUCUCCAGUAAUCUGGAUUUGGAUCUGGAGCAAUACAGUUUUAUGGAUGAAGAGGAUGAAUUCAACCAGCAUGCUCACAUUGUUUUACUUGAAUUAGUGAUAGACAGACUACUACUUCUCCUACAAGCGUCCAAUGCUUACGUUGACGAACUGAGCAGGAACAACAGGCAUCAACAACCCAAUCAGAAAGGAUACAUGUCAAUUGGACUGGUUGUUAAGGAAUAUUGGAGGCAUUUACUUCAAUUUGCAAACAUGAAGUGCAAGGAAAACAAGUCAAAAACAGAGAUGUCCACUGUACCUUCAACGUGUGCCCGUGACAUUUAUCCUCUAAGCUCCAGGUUUUUGCCAGAUGAUGAUGAUGAUGAUGAUGCACCCCUCAGUGCCACUCCCAGCUCACCCCCUUAUCCCAAAGUUGGCACGCACAAUGUAAGCUGUCAAACAGACGAAUCCCCCGCCGCUCCUUGCAGUGCUUGUCAUCAAGCACAGUCUUCUAUUAGAAAGACGGGCAAUGUUCUGGUAGAACUUCUCCAGGGUGAGGGGUUGCCCUCUUCUUUGCACCCACUAUUAGUUGCUGUGCAGGACACUGUGGGACCAAUGACAGCAGUUGAUGUCACGCAGUGGGCCAGUGAGCAGCUCAGAGAUCUGCGCCGACUGACGAAACACGUACAAGAUGUGCGCGAUACAGUUGAGCCUCUUUCAAAGAAACUAGCAGCAGUAGAAGCAGAUCGAGAGAAAUUAAGGGGCGACACGGAACUUGCACAGACAAAACUCGAGGAAGACGUGGAAAAACAGAAAUCCAUAAUUCUUCAGUUGGAGCUAGCAUCACAGAAAGCACAGAAAACCAUGAACGAAAGUAAGCAAAGGCUAUCAGAUGAGUGUCAGCAACUCAAGAGAGAAUAUGCAUCCCUGAAGAAGAGUUAUUCCGAUCUGACAGAAGCAGCAGCAAUACAGCAAGAUAGACUGCAAGAUCUUGAGCGUCAUAGGAAUACUCUGCAGGAGCAACUCAAAACACUGCGCGUAAAGGAAGAGACUUGCUGUGAACUACAAGAGAGGAUCCAGCAGUUUGAAAGUCAACUCUGCGAGGCUGAUCUACUUCUCGAGAAAGAGAAGGCCAAGUACCACAGCGCGUGUCGUCACCAGGAGUCAAUGCAAACAAAGCAAAAGUCUUUUCUGCAGCGAGUGGAGGCUCUCGAUGAAGAGCGCGAGGAACUGCAGAAACAGUUGGGACAGAAGGAGGAAAGCGAGCUUGACCUCCGCAAUCAGCUGCAGCAGAUGUCAGAGGAUAACAAACAACUGCGAACGCGGCUCUCUUCACAGCAGGACCGUUGUUCACAGCUACAAAGUGAGAAGCGGACACUAGAAACACAAGUAGACAAUUUCAAGGGCAGUGUGGCUGAGCUCAAGGAGCGUGUGAAAUCUUUCAAAGAGACGGAGAGGUUGCUGGUGGCUUUCCCAGAACUCAGCCCCCUCGCUCACGGCCAACCGCAGAGUACGGGCGAUGUGCUGUUGGAUAUGGAGCAGCAGUUGCAGGCAAACUACAUUCGCAUUGGCGUGCUGGAGAAGGAGAACGCUACCCUCCACGCCGGUCUCGUAAAAUUGAGGGAGACGGCACAACACGAUGCUGUCAAGAGCACAACUGAUCAACAGGAAAGCUCACUUCUGCAAACGUGUAGCUUCUCUCCAGCCAGCCCACCAGUGGAACGACUCGAUUGCCUGACACAGAUGCAAAGGAGACCUUUUCACAGGCAGACCAGCAGGGCACCGUGGUUGGGAUACAGUGACAGAGGUGACAAAGUAAUCGGAGUAGACCGUCUUUGGUUGUCAACUAGCGCAGCCGAUCAAGUGUCACCCGCUUGUGUGACCCCCUCAUCACCCCAGAGCAUUUCCCUUCGAACCCUUCACUCCAACAUCACAUCCACUGCUGCUAGAACCCAGACACGGAACGCACACAAAACCUCCAAUUUACCUCAAACUAGGAGCUUAAAACAGAUGAAGAAAUGA
Messenger RNA from Phycodurus eques (leafy seadragon), 2136 nucleotides. RefSeq names its product coiled-coil domain containing 157 (gene ccdc157). The transcript has 10 exons. Lineage: Eukaryota; Metazoa; Chordata; Actinopteri; Syngnathiformes; Syngnathidae. The coding region runs from base 1 to 2136 and encodes 711 amino acids. The record is from RefSeq and is a predicted model, not a curated record.